CCGCAUAAGCACACACCCAGACCCAGACCCAGACCCAGACCCAGCUCCAAUCUAAGCAGCAAGAAUUCGAAUUCUGCAUCUUCGUUCCAGCUAGCGCGUUGGACUCACUCCACGACGCGUCUGACGAGAAAAAUCUCAGAUGCGGAGCUUGCACGCACUGCUUUGCUUCAAGUUCGGUUGAGCCUGCCCACUUCGGUUUCCAGUUAGUUGGGUGCACUGCAGAAGAAUCAUGGCUAGGGUUUCCAGCAAUUGGGAGAGGUUGGUGCGCGCGGUGCUGCGGGGGGGACAUGGCCGGACCGGCAGCGGGAUCGCCGGCGCUGUUCCGGAUUCGCUCCAGCGGAGCACCAAUAUUAAUGCGAUUCUGCAGGCGGCGGAUGAGAUUCAGCUGGAGGAUCCGAAUGUUGCUAGGAUAUUGUGUGAGCAGGCAUAUGGAAUGGCUCAGAAUUUGGACCCCAACAGCGAUGGAAGAGGUGUUCUGCAGUUUAAGACUGGGUUAAUGUCUGUGAUCAAGCAAAAGCUUGCAAAGAAGGGUGGUGCUGAAAUAGACCGUAGUCGUGAUAUUGAGCGGUUGUGGGAAUUUUAUCUGCAAUAUAAAAGACAACAUAGAGUGGAUGAUAUCCAGAGAGAGGAGCGUAAAUGGCGUGAAUCUGGUCCUCUCAGUGCCAAUAUGGGAGACUUUCAACAUAGGAUUGGAGAAAUGAAGAAAGUAUUUGCCACAUUGAGGGCAUUGGUUGAGGUGAUGGAGGCACUUAGCAAAGAUGCACCUCCAGAUGGGGUUGGGAGGCUAAUUAAGGAAGAGUUAAGGAGGAUAAAAAAGUCUGAUGCAACUCUAUCGGCUGAGCUCAUGCCGUACAACAUUGUCCCUCUAGAAGCACCAUCUUUUACCAAUGCUAUUGGAUACUUUCCAGAAAUCAGGGCUGCAGUGUCAUCAAUAAGAUACUCUGAACAGUUUCCACGUCUUCCAGCUGAUUUUGAAAAGCCUGAACGUCGGGAUAUGGACAUGUUUGACCUUUUGGAAUAUGUGUUUGGCUUUCAGAAAGAUAAUGUAAGGAACCAACGUGAGCAUGUUAUUCUGGCCUUGGCCAAUGCACAAUCACGACUUGGCACCCUAGAAGAGGCUAAUCCAAAACUAGAUGAAAAGGCUGUACGAGAGGUCUUCUUGAAGGUCUUGGAUAAUUAUAUAAAAUGGUGUAGAUACUUGAGGAAACGCGUUGUGUGGAAUAGCCUGGAAGCUAUUAACAGGGACAGGAAGCUUUUCCUUGUUUCACUGUACUUAUGCAUAUGGGGCGAAGCGGCGAACGUUCGGUUUCUUCCUGAAUGUAUCUGCUACAUAUUUCACCAUAUGGCGAGAGAUUUAGAUGCUAUCCUGGAUCGUGGUGAGGCAACUCAUGCUGCCAGUUGUACAAGUGAAAAUGGUUCCGUGUCAUUCUUAGACGAAAUCAUAAGCCCCAUAUAUAAGGCCAUGGCAGCGGAAGCUGCAAAUAACAACAAUGGGAAAGCUGCACACUCAAAAUGGCGGAAUUAUGAUGACUUCAAUGAAUAUUUCUGGACACCAUCUUGCUUUGAGUUGAGUUGGCCCAUGAAAAAGAAUUCGCCAUUUCUAUUGAUUCCUAAAGGGGGAAAACGGACCGGUAAAAGCUCAUUUGUUGAGCAUCGAACUUUCCUUCAUCUAUAUCGAAGUUUUCAUAGGCUGUGGAUCUUUUUGAUUGUAAUGUUUCAGGCUCUUACUAUUAUUGCUUUCAAAGAUGGACAUCUUAAUCUUGACACCUUUAAAUUACUUAUCAGCAUUGGACCAACAGUUGCUAUUAUGAAUUUUUUAGAGAGUUUUAUGGAUGUUGUACUGAUGUUUGGGGCCUAUACUACUGCUCGAGGGAUGGCUGUAUCCAGGCUUGUUAUUAGGUUCUUUUGGUGGGGCUUGAGCUCUGUGUUUGUAGUUUAUGUCUACAUUAAGCUUAUGGAAGAAAGGAGCGAUCCCACCUCAAAUUCAUUUUAUUUCCGGAUUUAUAUCAUAGUAGUUGGUGUAUACGCUGCUCUUCGCAUCCUCUUCGCUUUGCUCGUCAAAUUCCCCGCAUGUCACAGACUUUCAGAAAUGUCCGACCAAUCAUUUUUUCAAUUUUUCAAGUGGAUUUAUCAGGAACGGUAUUUUGUUGGUAGAGGACUUGUUGAAAAGCCUACAGACUACAUGAGCUAUGUUUUUUACUGGUUGGUGAUCUUUGGUGGCAAAUUCACAUUUGCUUACUUUCUUCAGAUUAAACCACUUGUCUCUCCGACUAGAAUUAUUGUACGUCUACGGCAACUUCAGUACUCAUGGCAUGAUUUGGUAUCAAAGGACAAUAGUAAUGCUUUGACUGUAGCAAGUCUGUGGGCACCUGUGGUGGCUAUAUAUCUUAUGGAUAUUCAUAUUUGGUACACACUAUUGUCUGCAAUUUAUGGUGCUGUGAUGGGAGCAAGAGCUCGACUAGGAGAGAUUCGUUCUAUUGAAAUGGUUCACAAGCGUUUUGAAAGUUUUCCCGAGGCUUUUGUGAAGAAUCUUGUGUCUCCACGAAUCAAAAGGGUGCCUUUUGAUAGAGACUCAUCUGAGACUUCUCAUGUGAAUAACAAGGCCUAUGCAGCUAUGUUUUCCCCAUUUUGGAAUGAAAUAAUCAAAAGCUUGAGGGAAGAAGAUUAUAUCAGCAAUCGGGAGACAGACUUACUUUCGAUGCCAAGCAACACUGGAAGUCUGAACUUGGUUCAAUGGCCACUUUUCCUUCUCAGCAGUAAGAUCUUAUUGGCCAUCGAUUUGGCUGUUGAUUGUAAAGACACACAAUUUGAUCUUUGGAAUAGAAUAUGCAAGGAUGAGUACAUGGCAUAUGCAGUUCGGGAGUGCUAUUCAAGUAUUGAGAAAAUUUUGCAUUCCCUGGUUGAUGGAGAAGGAAGGCUUUGGGUUGAAAGGAUAUUUCGUGAGACUAACAACAGUAUAGGGGAAGGUUCACUAGUCAUUACAAUGUCCCUUAAGAAGCUGUCUGUGGUGCUUUCAAGAUUUACAGCGUUGACUGGCCUACUGAUCCGUGACCGUACUCCUGCACUUGAAAGAGGUGCAGCUAAUGCUGUGUUUGAUUUCUAUGAUGUUGUUACACAUGAACUAGUGUCACCUGAUUUAAGGGAACAGCUUGAUACAUGGAAUAUACUGUUGAGGGCUAGAAAUGAAGGGCGCCUCUUUUCAAGGAUAAAAUGGCCAGAGGAUCCUGAUAUUAUAGAGCAGGUGAAAAGGUUACACCUACUUCUGACUGUAAAGGAUAGUGCUGCUAAUAUACCAAAGAAUCUUGAAGCAAGAAGAAGACUGCAAUUUUUCUCGAACUCAUUGUUCAUGGAUAUGCCACCAGCUAAACCAGUUAGUGAGAUGGUGCCAUUCUGUGUCUUCACUCCCUACUACAGUGAAACAGUGCUUUAUAGCAACUCUGACUUGCGGGAUGAAAAUGAAGAUGGAAUCUCAACUCUCUUCUAUCUUCAGAAAAUAUUUCCAGAUGAAUGGGAGAACUUUUUGGAACGUCUCGACCAAACUGAUGCUGAUGAAUUUGAAGAAAAUUCAGAUGCUGCUUUGGAACUUCGAUUUUGGGCAUCUUACAGGGGGCAGACUUUGGCUAGGACAGUGCGUGGUAUGAUGUACUAUAGAAGGGCCUUGAUGCUUCAGAGUCACUUGGAAAGAAGAUCUCUAGGAGAGGAUGAUUCUUUUCUGUCGAGUUUGUCCAGUCAAGGUUUUCAGCUAUCACGUGAAUCACGGGCUCAAGCUGAUAUCAAGUUCACUUAUGUUGUAUCUUGCCAAAUUUAUGGGCAACAAAAGCAGCAAAAAAAACCGGAGGCUACUGAUAUUGCUUUACUACUACAAAGGAAUGAGGCACUUCGUGUUGCUUUCAUACAUACAGAAGAGAAGGAUGGAGGUGAUGGGGUUGUUACGAAGGAAUUUUAUUCAAAGCUUGUUAAAGCUGAUGCAAACGGAAAGGAUCAGGAAAUAUAUUCCAUUAAACUUCCUGGCGAUCCCAAGCUCGGUGAAGGGAAACCUGAAAAUCAAAAUCAUGCUAUAGUCUUUACACGAGGAAGUGCUGUUCAAACGAUUGACAUGAAUCAGGACAACUACCUUGAGGAGGCAAUGAAAAUGAGAAAUCUCCUUGAAGAAUUUAACUCAAAUCACGGGCUUAGACCUCCCACAAUCCUUGGUGUAAGGGAGCACGUCUUCACUGGAAGUGUUUCUUCCUUGGCCUGGUUCAUGUCCAACCAAGAGACUAGUUUUGUGACGUUGGGACAGCGUGUCUUAGCAACGCCUCUUAAAGUUCGUAUGCACUAUGGGCAUCCAGAUGUCUUUGACCGGAUUUUUCAUGUUACUCGCGGUGGUGUUAGUAAAGCAUCACGGGUUAUUAAUAUCAGCGAAGAUAUCUAUGCAGGGUUCAAUUCUACGCUGAGGCAGGGAAACAUCACACACCAUGAAUAUAUUCAGGUUGGAAAGGGAAGAGAUGUAGGCUUGAACCAAAUUGCUCUGUUUGAAGGUAAAGUUGCUGGGGGGAAUGGAGAGCAAGUACUGAGCAGGGAUGUGUACAGACUUGGGCAACUCUUUGAUUUCUUCAGAAUGUUAUCCUUCUUUUUCACCACCGUUGGCUACUAUGUUUGCACCAUGAUGACUGUUCUUACACUAUACGUUUUUCUCUAUGGAAGAGUUUAUCUAGCAUUGUCAGGACUCGAUAAGGCAAUUUCACGGGAAGCCAAAUUAAUGGGGAAUACGGCAUUAGAUGCUGUUCUGAAUGCUCAGUUUUUUGUCCAGAUUGGGAUAUUCACUGCAGUUCCCAUGAUUGUGGGUUUUAUACUUGAGCAGGGAUUGUUGCAGGCUGUUUUCAGUUUUAUCACAAUGCAGCUUCAGCUCUGUUCUGUCUUUUUCACAUUUUCAUUAGGAACCAGAACUCAUUAUUUUGGUCGCACUAUUCUACAUGGAGGUGCAAAGUACCGAGCAACUGGAAGAGGUUUUGUUGUCCGCCACAUAAAGUUUGCAGAGAAUUAUCGGCUUUACUCAAGAAGUCAUUUUGUAAAAGCGUUGGAAGUAGCAUUGCUCCUUAUUGUUUUCAUUGCCUAUGGAUACUCAGAUAAAGGCGCUGUGACAUUUAUUUUAUUAACUAUAAGCAGUUGGAUACUUGUGAUCUCUUGGCUCUUUGCUCCUUAUCUAUUCAAUCCAUCUGGAUUUGAAUGGCAAAAGACUGUAGAGGAUUUUGAUGAUUGGACCAAUUGGCUUAUGUAUAAAGGAGGAGUUGGAGUAAAAGGGGACAAUAGCUGGGAGUCUUGGUGGGAAGAGGAACAGAUGCAUAUACAGACGAUGAGAGGACGCAUACUUGAAACAAUUUUAAGCUUGAGAUUUAUUAUUUUUCAGUACGGCGUUGUCUACAAACUUCAUCUUACAGGAAACCAUACAUCUAUUGGGGUCUACGGGUUCUCUUGGGUUGCAUUGGUUUUCAUCGUUAUAAUAUUCAAGAUCUUCACCUUUAGCCCCAAAAAGUCGACUAAGUUCCAGCUAAUGAUGCGGUUUAUACAAGGACUGACAGCAAUUAUGGUUAUUACAGCCAUUUGCCUGGUUGUGCUGUUUACAGAACUAUCUGUACCAGAUUUGUUUGCCUGCAUCCUUGCAUUUCUUCCCACCGGAUGGCUCAUCCUUUGUCUGGCAAUCACUUGGAGACGGGUAGUGAAGAGUUUAGGCCUCUGGGAUUCUGUAAAAGAGUUUGCUCGUAUGUAUGAUGCUGGAAUGGGUAUGCUCAUCUUUGCCCCAAUUGCCGUGCUAUCGUGGUUCCCAUUUGUUUCCACUUUCCAGUCGCGCCUGCUCUUCAAUCAGGCCUUCAGUCGUGGUCUCGAGAUCUCCCUUAUCCUUGCUGGUAACAAAGCUAAUGUUCAGGCCGACUCUUAUUAAACUAGACAACAAUCUGUGUACUUUGUUUGGUUUGUAUGUGUAAUAGACCUAAAAAUAUCGAUUUUUUGAAGACUUGAGUCUGUAAGCUUUUGUUUGUAGCUCACCUAAGGCUAAGGUAGAUUGAUUUUUUGUAUGUAAUCUAAACUUUGUAGUGGUGAGAUUGGGUUGGUUUGGGUUUGGGUGUUGAUGAUACUUGAAACCUUUAGCUUGUACAAAUUCAAAUUCCUAUAGUGACUCACUUUAUUCA
Messenger RNA from Andrographis paniculata, 6167 nucleotides. RefSeq names its product callose synthase 10. The coding region runs from base 230 to 5920 and encodes 1896 amino acids. The transcript is spliced from 51 exons. Gene Ontology annotation, molecular function: 1,3-beta-D-glucan synthase activity. The record is from RefSeq and is a predicted model, not a curated record. Gene Ontology annotation, cellular component: plasma membrane; 1,3-beta-D-glucan synthase complex. NCBI's taxonomy places the organism in Eukaryota, Viridiplantae, Streptophyta, Magnoliopsida, Lamiales, Acanthaceae. Gene Ontology annotation, biological process: (1->3)-beta-D-glucan biosynthetic process.